AGCAUCGUCUUUGUCCAUGGCCUCGGCGGCGACAGAAUCAAUACCUGCAAGGAGCCACAUGAGACGACAUUCUGGCCAGGAGACCCCGAGCUUCUGCCUACAGACUGCCCUACGGCAAGGAUCGUCUCGUUCGGCUAUAACGCCGACUUUGCCAAGUUCUACCCAGAGAGCUCCGAAACGAUUGCGCCAGAGUUGACCAUCGAUGAUUAUUCAACAGCGCUCCUUGAGGCGCUCAAAAUGUUGCGAGGGGACAAGGACUCGGACCGCCCCAUCAUCUUUGUGGCGCACAGCAUGGGAGGGCUGGUGGUUGCUAACGCGCUCUCUCGGGAUCAUCAAACAGACGCGGCCAAGCAAGCCAUUGCCGAUCACACCAUCGGCGCCCUCUUUCUCGGAACGCCGUUUCUAGGAUCUUCCAAGGCAAAGUAUGCCACAAUUGCCACCGCCAUCUUGAACUGCAUCAUCCCGACUCAGCGGAGCAACGUCAAGGAUCUCGAGGUGCGCUCAAAGAAACUGACAGACAUCUGCGCUGCGUUUGCCAAGUUCCUCAAGGCGAGAGAUCGCUCGCGGGACCUGCCUCACCUAGAGGUGGCCUGCUUCUUCGAGGAGCGCCCGAUGAGCAAGACUGCGGGCUUUGUCGUGCCCAGGGAGUCUGCGACCUGGCUGGGCGUGGACGCGCUGUCAAUCCAGGCCAAUCACGUCAACAUGGCCAAGUUUGAAGACAACUAUGGAACCGACUACAAGACGGUCACUACGAAGCUGAAGGAGUGGGUCAAGGAUAUCGAGAAGAACAAGACGGAGGGCAAAGGAGGAGUGGGAGGGUUAAACCCACAGGUCUGUUAUGUCUCGCCUCUCGAGUACUAA
Ilyonectria robusta is the source of this 861-nucleotide messenger RNA. RefSeq lists its product as uncharacterized. The record is from RefSeq and is a predicted model, not a curated record. The annotation marks the transcript as partial. NCBI's taxonomy places the organism in Eukaryota, Fungi, Ascomycota, Sordariomycetes, Hypocreales, Nectriaceae. The transcript has 3 exons.